CUUCAGUGGAGGCAGGAGGAACAGCAGACAGGUAAUGUGCAUUUAAUGACACUACAUAUGGACUGAACACUGGGGCAUGAUGGAAGAGAAUGAAGUGAAGUUAAAAAAAGCAGAAGUAGAAGAUCCAACAGCAGAAAUGGAGAGGAAGAAGAAAAGGAAGAGGGAUGUUUUUACAGCCCAACAGUCAGCCAGCUCCAGCUCCAGCUCCAGCUCCAGCUCCAGCUCCAGCUCCAGCUCCAGCAAAGCCUUAAGCAGUUUUCAGAUGAGUUCAGCUGAAUCUGCAGAUCCUGAAUGUGUCUCUUUGAAGUCUGACGCCUCCAUGUUCGAACCAGUUGGCUUUAAAGAUAAAUCAAAGAGUUUUCAGAUGAGUUCAGCUGACUCUGCAGAUCCUGAAUGUGUCUCUAUGAAGUCUGACGCCUCCAUGUUCGAACCAGUCGGCUUUAAGGCUGGCACAAAGAGUUUUCAGAUGAGUUCAGCUGACUCUGCAGAUCCUGAAUGUGUCUCUAUGAAGUCUGACGCCUCCAUGUUUGAACCAGUCGGCUUUAAGGCUGGCACAAAGAGUUUUCAGAUGAGUUCAGCUGACUCUGCAGAUCCUGAAUGUGUCUCUAUGCAGUCUGACGCCUCCAUGUUCGAACCAGUCGGCUUUAAGGCUGGCACAAAGAGACAGCUGAGUGCACAGGUGUCCAUCUGUUCAGUGUGUGGUCAGCCUGGUCUGGAUCCUGUCCCUUUACCCUGUGGACAUUCACCAUGGAAACAGUGUGUCACCUCAGAGGGAGACGACUGGGAUUUCCCAUCAGGUGACUGCUGUCCUGAGUGUGGAAAGAAAAGGAAAAGAGCAGCAGAACAGCAGACUGACACUGACAAGGACAGACGGCUCAGCCAACUGCGGAGCGUAAUAAAGGAACACAAAAAACAAAUGCAAAACAGAUUUCAAAUGACUUCUGAAGGUAAUGGCGACGAGCCAAGCCCUCUGAACAACAUCUACACACCACUGUACAUUACCACAGGAGAAAGCGAAGGUCCGUCUGAACAGCAUGAGUUCAGACACCUUGAACAUAAAUGGAAACGACAAAAAUCUGAAGAACUAAUUGUGAGAGUUGGUAACCUCUUCAUACCUUUUCCUAAGAAACCACAUAGAACAGUUUUGACAAAUGGAGUGGCAGGCAUUGGAAAGUCGUUUGCUGUGCACAAAUUCAUUCUUGACUGGGCAGAGGAAAAGGAAAACACAGAUAUUGAUUUUGUUUUCAUACUUCCGUUUCGAGAACUGAAUUUGAUUAAAAAUCAGAGAAGCUUCCUCCAGCUCUUGAGGGAAUUCCACCCUGCUCUUGGGGAUCUACAAGAAGAUUUGGAGAACACCAAAGUUAUUGUGAUCCUGGAUGGCCUUGAUGAAAGCAGAAGUCAGCUGGACUUUGAAAACGUGGAGAUAGUCAGGUCUGUUACUCAAGUAACAUCUGUGGGUAAUCUCAUUACAAACCUCAUCAAAGGGUACCUUCUCCGUUUGUCUCUGCUCUGGAUAACUUCCCGCCCAGCAUCAGCCUAUCAGAUCCCUUCAGAUUGUGUUGAUACGGUAACGGAGAUAAGAGGGUUCAAUGACUCACAAAAAGAAGAGUACUUCAGAAAGAGGUUUAGUAAUCAGUCAGAUCAGGUGGAUGCGAUCAUUUCACACAUCAGGUCUUCACAGAUCCUGGACAUCAUGUGCCAGAUCCCAAUCUUCUGCUGGAUUUGCGCUGUAUUAUUUGAAGAAAUCUUCAUAGAAGGUGGAAAGGCUGAAGUUCCUCAAACUAUGACAGAAAUGAUGGCACAGUUUGUGUUAGUCCAGACAAAACGCAGUAGCAGUAGGUAUAAAAAGAACCCAGAGAAGUUACUGAAGACACACAGAGAGUUUCUGCUCAAACUUGGCAAGCUUGCAUUCAUUCAUCUGCAGAACAACAAUCUGAUCUUCUACGAAGAAGACCUGAAAGAAUGUGGCAUUGACACCCAAGAAGCAACUGUUUACUCUGGAUUUUGGAACAGUGUUCUGAGGAAUGAAGACAUAUUCUCUCAAAGAAAGGUCUUCUACUUUGUGCACCUGACCAUACAGGAGUUCUUUGCAGCACUUUACGUCUAUGACUGUUUGACAAGCAGCAACACAAAAGACCUAAGCAGCUUCCUUGACCUGAAGCAGACAGAGCAUUCAUUGCUUGACCUUCUGAAGAUGACCAUAGACAAAGCACUGAGGAAGAAGAACGGCCACCUAGCUUACUUCCUACGAUUCCUCCUUGGCCUCAUGGUGGAAUUCAACAGGCGAAAUCUUCAGGGUCUGCUGAUAUCUCCAGACCCCAGCCCAGAUACCAUUAAAAAAAUCUUGACAUAUUUGAAGACCAUCCGAAGCAAGGACUUUUCUCCUGACAGCUGCAUCCAUCUCUUCCAAACCUUGGUUGAGAUGGGAGACAACAAGACCAAAGAAAUGAUCCAGGAGUAUCUAGAGUCAAAAGAUCGUCCAAGUACAGAGCUGACACCCCUGCACUGCUCUGCAUUGGCCUUCAUGGUACAGGUUUCAAAGAAUGACAUGGAUGUGUUGGACUUAAAGAGUUACAACACAACAGACGAGGGGAGGAGGAGACUGAUACCAGCGGUGAGGAGCACCAGAAAGGCCAUGCUUGAUGACUGUAAAGUGACUGCAGAGUGGUUAAACCAUCUGGCCUGUGCUCUCAAGUUCCCCUACUCACCUCUAAGAGAACUUGACCUGAGCAACAAUGAUCUGGAAGAUUCAGGAGUUCAGCUACUCUGCAACGGACUUUCAAGUCAGAGCUGCAGACUUAAGAUUCUGAGGUUGUCUGGUUGCCUGGUUACAGAAAAAGGCUGUGAUUCUCUGGUCUCUGCUCUACAGUCCAAUCCACACCACAUGACUGAGCUCGACCUGAGCUACAACGAUCCAGGAGACUCAGGAAAGGACAAACUUAAGAAGCUUGUGGACGAUUCUCACUACAAGCUCGUCAGACUCAACUGUGACUAUGGUGGAAAACAUCGAAUGAAACCAGGACUCAAGAAAUAUGCCUGUGAGCUGACCUUUGACCCCCGCACAGCACACAAGGACCUGUGUGUGUCCAAGGAUCAGAGAAAAGUCACCUGCAUGGAAAAGGACCAGCGCCAAGAACAGUCUGACCACUGGCCCCAGGUUCUGUGUAAACAAGGACUGAAUGAGCGUUGGUACUGGGAGAUGGAGGUGAUGGAGCCCUUUAACGUAGGGCUGAUGUACAGAGGGAGUGAAUGGAAGUUGGGUCAAAGUGAAAAGUCUUGGAGUUUGGUUUGUUCCAGUGAUGGCUGUUUUGCUUGUCACUCCAAUGAACGAGUCAGUGUGUCCUCCGUCUGUUCCCGCUCCAGUCGAGUAGCAGUGUACCUGGACUGGCCUGGGGGUACUCUGUCCUUUUACAGAGUUUUUUCGGACACUCGGGUCCUCCUCCAUACCUUCAGAGAGGCCUUCACUGAACACCUGUAUCCUGCUGUCGAACUGCAGGCCAAUGCCUCUGCUUUGUUUUGUUAGCUAACAUGAGGCGCUUUCAGACCAGAGGAACUUUACCCAGUAUUCUAAUAAUUAGACAAAAAAAAAAAAAAAAUAGUGAAUGACUUUUGUCUUUGUUAUGGACUGUAUCCAUUGGCUGAUUGGCCAGAUCAUGUGGAAUUGGGGCGGGACAAAG
Messenger RNA from Sphaeramia orbicularis (orbiculate cardinalfish), 3677 nucleotides. Its product is annotated as protein NLRC3-like. The record is from RefSeq and is a predicted model, not a curated record. Gene Ontology annotation, molecular function: protein binding. Lineage: Eukaryota; Metazoa; Chordata; Actinopteri; Kurtiformes; Apogonidae. The transcript is spliced from 12 exons. Bases 77 to 3523 code for a protein of 1148 amino acids.